Messenger RNA from Diversispora eburnea, 603 nucleotides. The record is from the annotation of a GenBank genome assembly. Lineage: Eukaryota; Fungi; Glomeromycota; Glomeromycetes; Diversisporales; Diversisporaceae.
AUGUUACUCUUUGCAAAAAAUUUCCUUCAUUCGGCCGCAAUCAAAUCUUCCCGUAAUCCCAUUGAAAUGAUAGUUUUUUGUCUUAUAAUCGCUUCCUUUUCCUAUGCUUCACUAUUUCGGUCAUUAAUGGAAUCAGAAUUUUUCAAUACUGAAAGUUAUCAAAAGAUUGAUCCCAUAAAAGUUAUCUCUUAUUCUAAUUCUAAUGAAUUCGUCAAUAUUGGUAAACGUGAUUUUGCUAAUAUUCACGCUACUAGAUUAUUGGAUUCUAUAAUGAGAUUUAAAGAGAUAAUUGAGAAUGAAGUUUUCGUCACAGAUGGAAAAUCUAAAUUUUAUUAUAAUGAUGAUUUAUGUUAUAAAUCAAAUGAAGACAAAAAUUUUGAUAAUUUAAGUAUUACUGUGGUUUUAAAUUAUGUUUUCAACACAAAUAUGAAUAAUCUUGCUGAUGCUUGGGAAGAUAAAGUUGCGAAAUUGAAUUUUGAAAAAAUUUUUGCCUUUAAUGGUAAACGACAAAUUUCUCAUGCUGAAAAAGGUUCUUUCGCUUGGUUAGCCUUUGUCAUUGGUAGUCUUUUUAUGAAUAUUCAAGAUUUAAUUCAGGUUUGUUAG